UAGUAAGGAUGCCAGUGCACCUCUUUAUAUCAGGCAAUGCAGUUGUUGGAUCUGGAUAGAUAAGAAGUUUUUUAGCAGCAAUGAUCCAUUUGAAGCCCCAUUUGAUAAUAGUCGUGCACUGAUUUAUGAUAGCAACGGCUAUCAACAGCCACUUGCAGAUUGACAAUUCACCUAUUAUUGUCUUCUAUGUGCAAGUAUGACUGCAAAUUACUGAGAGAGAUCAAAUGAACAAAUAAUUUGAUAUGCAAAAUCACUUGGCGAUUGACUUAUUAGUUGCAGCUUGUGUGGGAGCAGACCAGGGUGCAUUUAUGUCUGCUCUUGAGAUGUUGCUGAAGGACUUUGCUAGCAGAUAUGCCACAGGAGAUGAAGUGUAUAUGGCAGAUGUGUUCUUAGCUCCACAGAUUGUUGUAUCUACUUCGAGGUUUAACAUUAACAUGUCCAAAUUCCCCACUUUAAAUAGGCUGUAUGAAUCCUACAAGAUUUUACCGGAGUUUGAAGCUUCGUCACCAGAAAGGCAACCUGAUGCUGUGCAUUAAGUCUGGAAUUUUCCGCCAUAUUCCUCAAAGCAGUUUUGUAUUUGCCACUAUCUCUCUACUGGAAUGAGUGAUCACAUGUAAAUAAGAUCAAAUUUGAAAACGUUGAUCACUGGUGUAACAAUGUCAUGUCGAUUGUGUCCAGUUCUUUGUAAGAGAAACAUCACUCGAAUUCUAUGUGUAAUAUAAUGUGUUGGUAUUGAAUAAAAAUCAUGCAGCCAAACAAUUUCUAU
This is a messenger RNA of Prunus mume (Japanese apricot), 766 nucleotides long. The record is from RefSeq and is a predicted model, not a curated record. Lineage: Eukaryota; Viridiplantae; Streptophyta; Magnoliopsida; Rosales; Rosaceae.